Musca domestica (house fly) is the source of this 11017-nucleotide messenger RNA. It is a transcript of the gene sli, whose product is annotated as protein slit. The transcript is spliced from 22 exons. The record is from RefSeq and is a predicted model, not a curated record. Gene Ontology annotation, biological process: axon guidance. Gene Ontology annotation, molecular function: Roundabout binding; calcium ion binding; heparin binding. NCBI's taxonomy places the organism in Eukaryota, Metazoa, Arthropoda, Insecta, Diptera, Muscidae.
AGUUUACUCUCACUUCUCACUUCGUACGUAUCUGUUGUGCGACGGAUAUACGCGUUUCUGAACCGUAAAAAACCUGAAUUUUAGAGUUGUGUGAAAAAGAAAAAAAAAAUACAACAAUCAAAAUUAUACACAUACAUACAUUGUGAAGUACAUUUCAAAUGUUGCAGACAACUCAGUGUGCUGCUGCCUUGUUGUUGUUAGAGAGAAUCCAGCAUUCGAUUUGGUGUGAAUAAACGUGAAUUUCUUCUUACCUGGUCCUCCAAUUGCCACACUUUGCAUAAGGCUCGAACAAGGCAAAGUUCAAAGUGAUUUUUUGUUUUUUUAGUUUUUAGCCAUUCGGAAAACGUCUGGUUGGUCAGAUCAGUUGCGAAAUUCUGCAACAAAAUUGUCCAAUAUAGCUAAAACCGAAUCGGUCAAAUUGCUCGAAUACAUAUUUAGGGCUCUGCAAGUUUGUGAGAAUGUGUAUAAUACUAAGCUGUAAGGAAGGCAAGUGAAGAAGAAAAGCCCAACUAAAAUAGCAAGAAAGAAAAUUGAAAAUCAAAAACGCUAAAUGCAACAAAACGACACGAAGUAUUCAAAAGUGAAGUGGUAGUGCCGAAGUGAAUGCGAAAUAAUAAAAAAUAAGGAAUUGAUGUGUGAGAUAGAUCCGCGAUGUAAACGGAUUUCUGAUAAUUCCAUUCAUAGCCAUUUGCAAAAAACGACCAAACACACCCAUCGGCUGACGACUCUUGGCCAUUUUCCUCAAUCACUGAUUCGGGCAGAGGCUGAAAGGCCAAAAAGUGGGAAUUACUUCGUCGAAACAGUUUUCAACUGUCCAUUAUUGUCGUCAUCGGCAGAAUCAUCAUUGGAUACAAAACUUAAUACAACAGCAACAACAACAGAAUUGCCGAUUGUCGGACUGAAGAUUACAUGCAUACGUAAAUGUUUGUACACCAGCAUAGUUGCGCUGAUGAGAAAAUACAUGUUCAGUGCCGUCUACUUAAGGGCAAGCAAAUGAUCAGAUGUACCGGAUAACAUUCGUAUUCAGAUGCUACAGUUGGUAACAACAACAACAACAACCACCAUAGCAACGACGUCGACAAGAUCGCCAGCAACUACAACAACGAAUAAGCCUUUCUGAUAACUACCUGCUGUUUUCUACACUAAAAAUAAACUCCGAAGAGCAAAUCAUCGAUCGCCAGGCCGCCGCCUUACAAAUUCUUCUGGUGGUACUUUUCUUUACCCAACCCGCUCUUGCUUACAUUUCGCUCUCUUCGCUCACUGGCGCUCUCCCAUACGAUAUCAUCUGGGUGUGUUUUAAGUAGUCACUUAAGGGCAACUGAAGAGUUUGUGAUAUUUUCAAGUCAGUGUACAGAAGGCAUGUUUAUGCCUCGGUCGCGUUAAUAUUCUUUGAUUCAAAUGAAAACCGUCGGCAUCCGAUCUACAAAUGCGUUGUGUUAGAAAAUACCGCAAACGAAUGAUCUGCUCUUUAGAAAGAAAGUGAAACAUAAAUGCAUGCUCAAAGUUAUACGAAGUCGUUCGUAAUUUUAUUAAAGUGCACAACAUAUUCAAAUAAAGUGAAAUAAACAUAUAAUUAAUGAGUGCGAAAGUGUGAUAUUAGUGAUAAUUGUACAACUUUAUCCUCAUACAAAUUAGUAGCAUUGGAUAUUCGUGGGUUACUUCGUGUCUGGCCCAUGUUCAAGACUAAAUAUGCGGAAUUACAAAGCCCCAAUUCGGUGUAAAGGAGGCACACGGAGAGGAAACGUACACGUUUCUCCUUUCUGGUUACUUUUUCGGAUACUUACUGGUUAUGUGGUACUCGCAGCUUGCAUAUCGUCGAGGGUGUCCGCCGAUCCAUUUGGUGGCGGUUCUGUAGGCAUACAUAUUCCCGGCAUCGGUCUGGGCUCAAUUACCGAGUCUCGAUGUCCCCGAGUGUGUUCUUGCAACGGAUUAACGGUCGACUGUUCACAUCGUGGAUUGACGCAGGUUCCACGUAAAAUAUCUGCUGACGUUGAGAGAUUAGACCUACAGGGGAACAAUAUAACUGUGAUUUUCGAGUCCGAUUUUCAAAGAUUAACAAAACUCAGAAUACUUCAACUGACAGACAACCAAAUUCAUACCAUUGAGAAAGGCUCCCUACAGGAUCUAAUUUCCCUCGAGAGAUUACGCCUUAAUAACAAUCGACUAAAGGCAAUACCUGAUAACUUUGUCACAAGUUCAGCGAGUCUUUUGCGAUUGGAUGUGUCGAAUAAUGCGAUUACAACUGUAGGUCGCAGAGUUUUCAAAGGGGCGCAAUCUUUACGUAGCCUCCAGUUGGACAAUAAUCAGAUCACAUGCUUGGAUGAACAUGCGUUCAAAGGGUUGGCCGAUCUGGAAAUUCUCACACUCAACAACAACAAUUUAACUUCAUUGCCACACAAUAUAUUCAAUGGACUGAAUCGAUUGCGAGCUCUGCGGCUAUCGGAUAACCCGUUCUCCUGUGAUUGUCAUUUGUCGUGGUUGUCGCGAUUUCUCCGCAAUGCCCCCCGACUCGCGCCAUAUACCCGCUGUCAAUCGCCCUCACAACUUAAGGGACAAAAUGUUGCCGAUUUGCAUGACCAGGAGUUCAAGUGUUCAGGUCUAACUGAACAUGCACCGCUAGAAUGUGGCUUAGAGAAUAGUUGUCCCCAUCCUUGCAGAUGCGCCGAUGGCAUUGUUGACUGUCGCGAAAAGAGCUUAACUGCGGUCCCUGCUACACUGCCAGAAGAUACCACAGAAUUGCGUCUUGAGCAAAAUUUCAUUACCGAACUUCCUCCGAAGGCGUUUGCGAAUUUCCGACGUUUAAGGCGAAUCGAUUUGUCUAACAAUAACAUUUCAAGAAUAGCCCACGAUGCACUCAGUGGUCUAAGAGCACUAACCACACUUGUCUUGUAUGGCAAUAAAAUAAAGGAUUUACCCUCGGGCGUUUUUAAAGGACUCUCAUCACUUCAGCUGCUGCUAUUAAAUGCCAAUGAGAUUUCAUGUAUACGCAAGGAUGCUUUUCGCGACUUGCAUAGCCUUAGCUUACUAUCCCUGUACGACAACAACAUCCAGACGCUAGCAAAUGGGACUUUUGAUGCCAUGAAGAGCAUUCAGACAUUGCAUCUGGCAAAGAAUCCUUUUAUUUGCGAUUGUAAUCUAAGAUGGUUGGCCGACUACUUGCACAAAAACCCAAUUGAAACAAGUGGUGCUCGGUGUGAAUCGCCCAAGCGCAUGCAUCGUCGACGUAUUGAGACAUUGCGGGAGGAAAAAUUCAAGUGUUCUUGGGAUGAGAUGCGAAUGAAACUCUCUGGAGAGUGUCGUCUGGACACAGAUUGCCCCGCACAGUGUCAGUGUGACGGCUCAAUUGUGGAUUGCUCCGGUCGAGGUCUUAAGGAAAUACCACGUGACAUACCUUUGCACACCACCGAACUGUUGCUGAAUGACAAUGAUUUGGGACGAAUAACAUCGGACGGUUUAUUUGGCCGCUUGCCCCAUUUGGUGAAAUUGGAUCUGAGACGAAACAAAAUCAAUAGCAUAGAUGCGAACGCAUUUGAAGGUGCCUCCCACAUACAGGAUCUGCAAUUAGCCGAAAAUAAAAUUAAAGAAGUCUCCAACAAAAUGUUUUUGGGUCUCCAUCAGCUAAAAUCUUUGAAUCUGUACGACAAUCAAAUUUCUUGUGUAAUGCCGGGAUCCUUUGAGUUUCUAACAUCACUUUCGUCCCUCAACCUUGCAUCCAAUCCAUUUAACUGCAAUUGUCAUUUGGCAUGGUUCUCCGAUUGGCUGCGGAAAAAAGCUCUGAAUGGAGGCGCUGCUCGCUGUGCUGCACCGCCGAAGGUUCGUGAUGUGCAAAUACAAGAAUUACCCCACCACGAGUUUAAAUGUACGUCGGACAAUAAUGAUGGCUGCUUGGGAGAUGAUUAUUGUCCACCAAUGUGCACAUGCACUGGCACUGUUGUACGCUGUUCUCGAAACAACCUAACAGAAAUUCCUCGUGGAAUACCAAGUGAAACAACUGAACUCUACCUGGAAUCCAAUGACAUUUCCAUGAUACAUAGUGAUCGCAUUCGUCACUUAAAGUCUCUUUCACGUCUCGAUUUGAGUAACAAUAAAAUUAAUAUACUGUCGGACUACACGUUUGCAAAUUUAACGAAACUUUCUACGUUAAUAAUAUCAUUCAACAAUUUGCAAUGUCUCCAAAGGCAUGCACUUGCUGGCUUAAAUAAUUUGAGGGUACUUUCUUUGCAUGGAAAUCAAAUAUCAAUGAUGCCGGAGGGUUCAUUCGAAGACUUAAAAUCAUUAACACACAUAGCCCUAGGGAGCAACCCCUUGUAUUGCGAUUGCUCAUUAAAAUGGUUCGCCGAUUGGGUGAAAUUGGACUAUAUUGAACCUGGUAUUGCGAGCUGUUCGGAACCUGAACAUAUGAAAGAUAAGCUGAUCCUUUCUACUCCAUCGCACAGUUUUGUAUGCAAGGGCAAAGUGAGUAACAGUAUACUGGCCAAGUGUGACGCUUGCUUUACAUAUCCCUGCCAGAAUAAGGCCAAAUGUGUGUCCUUGCCAGAGCGGGACUAUCAGUGUCUCUGUCAACCUGGUUACCACGGAAAACACUGUGAAUUUAUGAUCGAUGCGUGUUAUGGAAACCCCUGUCGAAAUAAUGCAACAUGUACUGUACUGGAGGAGGGUCGAUUCAGUUGCCAGUGUGCUCCCGGAUAUACUGGUGCGCGUUGCGAAACCAAUAUCGAUGAUUGCCUAGGUGAAAUUAAGUGUCAAAACAACGCCUCUUGCGUUGAUGGAAUUGAGUCGUACACAUGUGAAUGCCAACCUGGAUUUACCGGUGAAUAUUGUGAUACGAAAAUUGAGUUCUGCAGUCCGGAAUUCAAUCCAUGUGCUAAUGGGGCCAAAUGUCAAGACCACUUCACUCACUACACGUGCGAAUGCAUGCCAGGCUUCCACGGAAUAAAUUGUACAGACAACAUAGACGAUUGUCAGAAUCACAUAUGUCAAAACGGAGGAACUUGUGUGGAUGGCAUCAACGAUUAUGUCUGUAUGUGUCCCGACGACUUCACUGGAAAGUAUUGUGAAGGACACAAUAUGGUAUCCAUGAUGUAUCCACAGACGUCUCCGUGUCAAAAUCAUGAGUGCAAGCAUGGGGUUUGUUUCCAACCAAAUCCAUCCGGCUCAGAUUACUUAUGUAAGUGUCAUCCAGGCUACACCGGCAAAUGGUGCGAAUACUUGACGAGUAUAAGUUUCGUGCACAACAACUCAUUCGUUGAAAUGGAACCCUUACGCACAAAGCCUGACGCCAAUGUGACGAUUGUUUUCAGUACUUCGGAACAAAAUGGCAUCCUUAUGUACGACGGCCAAGAUGCACAUUGGGCUGUGGAACUUUUUAACGGCAGAAUUCGGGUUAGUUACGACGUAGGUAAUUAUCCAGUAUCGACAAUGUACAGUUUUGAAAUGGUAGCUGACAGUAAGUACCAUUCAGUCGAGCUGUUGUCUAUCAAAAAGAACUUUACGUUAAGGGUGGAUCGUGGUUUAGCAAGAUCGAUUAUAAAUGAAGGCCAAAAUGAGUAUUUAAAACUCACAACACCCCUGUAUUUGGGAGGAUUACCCCCAGAUCCUGCCCAACAAGCCUAUAAAAAUUGGCAGCUACGCAAUCUCACAAGUUUCAAAGGUUGCAUGCGUGAAGUCUGGAUUAAUCACAAGCUUGUAGAUUUUGAAAAUGCGGCACGCCAACAAAAAAUUACACCUGGUUGUGCCUUGUUGGAAGGAGAGAAUGUCGAAGAUGAUGAGCAAGACUUCAUGGACGAAACUCCGCACAUAAGCAAAGAAGUUGAUCCGUGUGAAAAUAACAAGUGCCGAAGAGGGAGUCGCUGCGUACCGAAUUCCAGCUCACGAGACGGCUACCAAUGCAAGUGCAAACACGGCCAAAAAGGGCGUUAUUGUGAUCAAGGUGAGGGCACCACCACAGAGCCCCCAACAAAUACUGUCACGUCGACAUGUCGCAAGGAACAAGUGAGGGAGUAUUACACAGAAAAUGAUUGCAGGUCUAGACAGCCCCUGAAAUACGCCAAAUGCGUUGGAGGCUGCGGCAAUCAAUGUUGUGCUGCGAAAAUCGUACGAAGACGCAAGGUGCGCAUGGUGUGCAGCAACAAUAGGAAGUAUAUUAAAAAUCUCGACAUCGUAAGAAAGUGCGGGUGCACGAAGAAGUGCUACUGACUGAAAGAUGCGACUACCCAUAUAAACAACAGCAGCUUAGAUAAAAAUUUCACCAUUUUAAAUAGUAAUAAUAAUAGUAGUAAUUAUAAUAGUAGUAGUAAUAGUUUUAGAGAUAGAAAUUAUACUUUAGGGGAUAGCUUUAAGGUCACAGAAACCAUAUUUAAUGAAUAUGUUAAACGAAGAAUUGGGGAAACAUUUAAAGAACAGGAGGAUGACAGCAAUAGUUCUAGUAUAAGCGGCGAGGAUCGUGAAGCAGAGUUGGAUGAAGACGACGACUAUAUGAGCGAAUAUGAGACUGAAGACGUGACUAACGAUUAUACGGGAGAAAUGCAAUUAAAUCCGAGUACUGACUUCUAUGAUGACGAUGAGGAAGACGACGAUGGACUUUAUGACAAGGACGACGACAGAGAUUUGAGCGAGGAUGACAAAGAUGGGGGACCCGAAUUGUUGCCCGAGGCUAAGGGUCUGAUUCAGUCAUCCACAAACUUGGAUGAGGAGGAAGAAGACAUGGGAUAUGAUGAGGACGACGAACGUAUUGCCAUUGCCGUAGAACGGCCUAAGGAAGCGCGUUCCCGUUCAAAUAUAGACCACGAACAAGGAUUUGUGAAUGAAGAAGGCAGUGGUAACUUCGGCAGAUUAUCCAAAAACACACACAAAGACAAACAAACGGACAUGUUUAGAUUUGACUACAUAAACAAGUACCGGCGAAAACAACAAAAGUUGAUUGGUGACCAUACAAGUGGUGACGAAGGGGAGGAUGACUUGCGAGAAAGCAGCGGCAAUUUUGCUAACGAUGAUGAAGAUAAUGAUGACGACAGCGAUGACGACGAAGACAGCGAUGGGUUCUUUAAUUCGAAACGAAAGUCAAAUAGCCGUUACUUCCGCAAAAAUACAAACGAUGCCAUUAAAAUAAUUUCCACGCCGUUGGGAAAAGUUGGCAUCGUAUACCAGCAGACACCAACAAAUGGCGAAGACAAGGAAGUAGAAAAUAACGAAAAGAAGUCCACAUCUUUUACAGAUUUUGACGCCCUGUCGCCCGAUCCGGAGAGCAGUCAUCGUUUGGCGUCCUCUCAUCCGAAAAUUACACCUGUCUUAACACCCGAUGGCAAGGUUGCCCUGCUUUAUCGCGGAGACUCCGAAAAUUCCAAAUAUGAACCGAUACGAAACCUUACAACCCACAAAUUUAACAAGAACUCCGAGCAUAAUUCCGAAAAGAAAACAAACAGCGGGGUUGAUAGUAGCAGUGACGAAUAUGAUGACUCAGAACAGUCUUCAGAUGUAGAUGAUGAUGAAGAACUUAGAUUUGGCUCAGCGAAUGACCAUUCAAACAAAAAUUCGCAAACAUCUAAAACCAGUGCAAAAGAGGAACAAGCUGCAAUUCUACCAGCACCAGAAACGGCUCCUACAACGGGGUCGUUCAUAAUACGACCAACAGACUCCGUUCUGCCCAUGAUCAACCGACCGUUGUCCGAGGUACUUGGCAUUAAAAAGAACCAGUUCAAACAGUUCCGUGUUAAGGAUAUUUCCUCCUCCUCGUCCACAGAACAAACACUCCAGCCCAUUCACAGCCUUAAUGUCGAAAACUCUGAUUCCACUACUCUACAUUUUCUGACCAAAGUAAAUCUAGCCGAUUAUCCAACGUCAUCGCGAUCGAGAAACUUCGAUUUCGAUUUCAGUCGAGACAAUACGAUGUUAGACGAACGAACCCGUCACCGCGAACAAGAAGCCAAAUCGCAACUCAAUACAAAUCUAAUGAGUACUAAUGCAAUGGAAAACAACAACCAAGGUUCCCAAAUAGCCAACGAAGACAUUUUAUCGAAGACUGAGGUGGUCAAUCUUGCAAUCAUACCACACUUUGACGAAGAGCUAGAACGCCUGCAGAGACUGCGUGAAUACGAAGAACGUCGUCAUCAUCGACAACGACAUCGGCAAAAGCAAAACGAUGAAGAUCUAUCCGGCAUACAUUGCAUCAUGCAGGCCAUGAUGGGUAUUGCUGCCAUUUCCACAGUUUUCGGCAUGCUGGGAACGUUCUUCAAGCAACGCAUCCUUGACCAGUUGCGUCUUAUGCACUGGUAGUACAACAAGGGUAUUCGAUUGUUUAUCCCCCUGCAAUUGAAUACCCCGUCGAACUUGUUCUUCUUGCCACUGUCGUUGUUAUCCUUAUUCUAACUCCUUCCUAAUGCCUACCUUUAGAGGACUUGACUUCAAAGCGCAUACAAACAAAUACAUAUUUCUUUAUAAUCCGCAAUAAAUAACAAAUGAAUACAUAUUAACAUGUAUGAUCCCAUAUGUGAAUGUCUGUAUCCACUUGUUUAUAUCCUAAUGAAUUCAAACAUAUAAAACACUAACAUAAAAAACACUAACUACAUACUUCAUAAUUAACAUCGAAACUUUUAUUAUUUAUACAAAUAUAACCUCAUAAUAAUCAGUUGCAACUGACAUAUAAAGAUCUAAUCCCUUCAUGCACAUACAUUCUAUACUAACUAUAUAUAAAGAACAUAUUUUACUUACUACAUACAUGCAUACAUACUUAUCUUUGUACGACGCUCAUAUGAGACAAAUUAAUAAUAAUGUGUCAGCUACCCAGGCAGAACAGAACAAAAGCACUUAUGCACAUACGAAAAUACACUGGAGCUCACCUCAGCACAUACAUAGCAAAGCCAUCAAUGACAACGAAAUCUAAUUCAAUUCAUCUUUAAUAUUCAUUCCGAGAGUCAAUUCCAAGCAUACUUUUCACUUGUUCUCUUUGAAACCUUGCUAACUACGAUGCAGUGACAACUGCGUACAUACCUGACCAAACAAACGUUCGGACGGAAAGCCAUACCAGAACAUGUAAACGUAUCCUCAAAUCAACAGCCUGUAAUACAUGUAAAUCAAAGAAGUCAAAGAAUCACUAAAUUUGAAUUUAAAAAUCCCGGAAGACAUAAAGUUUCGCCGUUUUAAAAGCCGCUAGCGGCAUCAGAUAUGUACCUAGGACCCAACAACUAACAACCACUUGUAAUGCGGAACAAACUUAAAACGCAUGAUGUCAAACGCACCUCCAAUUACUCUUUCAACGACACCGACCGACAGACGAACGACUGCCAGAUCCCCUCGAUCCCCUCAGAGAAUUCGGUAGCAGGGGCUGUCGUAGCCCCUAUACCGAAAAAAGUGAAAAUAUUUAUUUGUAUUUUUAAUGUAUACAAACUAUGAUGUAUUUAUAAUGUAAGAGUUUUACUAUUAUUAACGAAUUUUUCAACAAAUCGUUGCAAAAGAACCUAGAUUAAUCAAAGAAACUUCAAAAACAAAGCUCAAUGGUGAACUUAAGAAAGAAUUUUAAAUUGAAUGGAACAUUUAAACGAACUGACAUCUAAGCUGGGUAGUCGCAUGUAAAAAUAUUAAAUUAAAGGAAAAAACAAAAUUCCAUAAAAAGAUAUUUAUUUCAAAUAAUAACAUUAAGUAACUAUAAUAAAUAUAUACAUAUAUAAAUAUAGAUAUACACAACACACACCACACUACGUAGUUCAAUAAGUUAGACUAAAUAAACGACAAGUAAAUAAAAUUAAAACAUGGGAAAACAAACAAAUACUAGCCCUUGAAAUAUGUACAUUAGACGAGCAAACUACCAACACACAUACGUAUGUAUGUUCACCAAACACAAUAAAUGCUAUGAUACAAUCCAGCCAACCAAACUGUACAAGUUUUUCCGACUUUAGACCGUGAGUUCAAAGCAAAUUACGAGCUCGGCUUCUGGUGUCUGUCCGAAGUUUAUAUUUGGAGGUUGACGUCCAAACUCUCGAAUCUAAUUGGGAAGUAAUAUCGUAUGGACUUGUGAUUUGUUCGUUGAAUUCUGAAGUGAUCUUGCACAACAUAAGGAUAUUUUUCAUGAUUCACACAUAUGUUGUGUUCCUGUUUUUUAUGGUAGAAGAAUAUAGUUUAAAAAAAAAUGUUAAAGUGUUUUGUCAAAAAUAAGUAGAUUUUUAUAUGUUUUCUUAUACGACGCAAAUGGGAGGUUGUAAUGAUAUGUAUUUUUCAACAAUUUUUACAAAUUUCAAUAAUUUUUCAUUCAAGAAAGAGAGAGAACUGAUUUGUCCAGAAAGUACGGGAACGAAAAUCAGUAAAACUGUCUAAUGUCUAGAUAUCAAUCCUUCAAAUUUAACUUUAUUCUAUAAGUUUUACUAGGUUUUCGUGUACGGGAACGGAUUCCAAGUAAAAAAUUGUACUAUAAUAUAUGCAGUGUCUAAAACACAACCAUACUUUUAAAUGUCUUCUAAAAGAACAACAAAUCCAGAGUGCAAGAACACCUUCAAAAAAAAGAAGCUUUAAAUCACAAGUAAACAUAUAAAAUUGUCUUAAAAGAGAGCAAAAUGUCAGAAAAACAAAAUUAUUCUACCGUACAGAUUUCAGAUAGCAAUCUGCCGGACUCGUUCGGACUAUGUGCAGACCUAUCAGACGACCGACAUUUGGUUUGAUGGAGUUGAAGGUCUAUUUAUACGCAUACGUUUGCAAAAACAUAUUUGAAAUUAUUGUUUGUUUUUCCAGCCUCUCCUUUUCAUAAUGUAUUCUGCAAUUAACACCGUAUUCAAAUGGUUAAACGAGAAAAAAAAUGUACCACUAAAUGCAGACAUAUACAUUUACUCACCACAAACAUAAUAAACUUUCAAAUAUACAUAUUGUUUUCCAAUUAUUUUUCAAUCCUAAUCUAUUGUAUGUAUUUAAAACUAACUAAAUAUUAAUAUUUCAACGUAUAUCUAUCGAAUAACAAACGAAAUAAUUUAUCGAAUGUGUCGAAACAAAAAAACAUCGUCAAAACGCAAAUAAAUACAUUCACAUGUAAAUCAAA